AUGACUGACAAAUCUGUGAUGGAUGCUCUUGAUCUCUUGGUUGCCACUGAUGAAUUAUUAUUAACUGAAUUGUCAGAUCAUGUACAAGAUUAUCUUCUUCAUCAACAAAAUACUUGGCUUCAGAAUAAUCUUAUUGUGCUUUGGCAGAAAGUUCAUCUUAUUGAAUCUUGUCGCAAACUUCAAGAAACUAUUUUACCUCCGGAUAUUUUGGAAGAUAUUAUGAGGUACCAUUUGAAACCUGCUUGUCCUCCACAACCUGUUGUAUUGGCCCGAAGAUUGCAAUUUGAUUCCGCGCUUAUUAGACCUUAUAGUUUCCUGUUUACUUUUGGAGAUAGAGGUAUGGUCGAAGAUGCAAAAUUGAGUCGUGUGUCAAGACAAAGAUCUUAUUAUGCUAUUCGAUUCAAUGGAAGAAGUUAUGGCCCAUGUUUUGGUGACAAAGAUCUUUCUAUGAAAGAUAAUUUCAAUUUAGAAGGAAGUUGUUCGUGUCAAAAAGAUGACUAUUUAGAUAGUGUUACCGAUUCCACUACUUUUUCGGUUGACGAUUAUGAA
Molecule: messenger RNA, 549 nt
Organism: Racocetra fulgida
Lineage: Eukaryota; Fungi; Glomeromycota; Glomeromycetes; Diversisporales; Gigasporaceae
Source: the annotation of a GenBank genome assembly